CGGCGCCGUUAUGGCUUCUAGUCGCGGUCGAGAAAGCGUCCGACGCGCAUGCGAGGCAUGUCCUUCCCAGCCGUGCACUUGCCCGCCACAGAAAUAUCUACAUAUUUUUCGUGGCGUAGACUGGGUCCCAAGGACCCCCCCCCCAUGGAGGGCGCAGCUGCUUCUCCCUCCCCGAAGAGGCCCUGUCGGGCAGCCGCAGCGCCCCGCUCUGCGCCGGCAGAGCGUGCGUCUGCAGCGUGCGACCCCCUGCUGCUCCUGUCCGCCGCGCACCUCGACUGCAGAACUCUGGGGCGAGCUGCGUGCGCAAGUCGCCAGGCUCACCGCGACAUCAUGUCGGACCACUUGUGGAGGAGCGUCGCAAGGCAGCAGUGGGCGAGCACGCUCGAGCUGCCCAGCGAGGCGCUCCUGUGCCGGGGCCACUUCGACCUUUGCAGGCGGAGGUGUGAGCUGCAGCGCCUGUCGCAGAGCGGCGUCACCAGGUCACGCCGCGGGCCAAUUCGCGGGUCUACACCGUACAGGGAACUCUUGGAGGACCUCAGUCUCGUUGUGGACUUUGAGGUCGACGGGCGGAGCAUGUUUGCGGGGGUCAUGGCCACAAGUCUGAUCCAGCCACCACAAGACAGGGCAACGCUGAAGUCGAGUGUGGCUCUGUCAGAGUCACAUCUUUGCCUAGACCCGCCAUCACUGCGUGGCGAUGAUGGGGGCACGCUGGCUAUGGAAAACAUCAAGGUGCCGCGUGCACGUCUGUCACUCCUGCUGUUUCGGCGAAGUACUGGACGGUUUAUGGUCGUGUGCUGCAGGACCCCUGCUGAGAUCCCGUGGUGGUCUGGUGUUCUUCCCGACUACGACAAGUUGCUUCAGUUCUUCCCACAAGCUCCAAGGUUCUGCGUUCGCUAUCCUAUGGACGACAUAUUUUAUCCUGGUGACCGCGACGCGACGAUCCAUACCCAAGAGGUCCUGCUCGGAGUCGGGGCUGGAUGCGUCGAUCUUCAUGUCAGCCUGCACGACUGGCAUCACGGGGGUGAGCAGCUCUUGGCCGUGUACGAGGAGAUGGGCGAGUGGGUGUGAGCGCGAUCUGUCCUCCUCUUCCAUUCCCCAUUCAUCCUUCCCCCCGUGCUUCAUCCC
Molecule: messenger RNA, 1125 nt
Organism: Prorocentrum cordatum
Lineage: Eukaryota; Dinophyceae; Prorocentrales; Prorocentraceae
Source: the annotation of a GenBank genome assembly